This is a messenger RNA of Capronia epimyces CBS 606.96, 888 nucleotides long. RefSeq lists its product as uncharacterized. Lineage: Eukaryota; Fungi; Ascomycota; Eurotiomycetes; Chaetothyriales; Herpotrichiellaceae. The transcript has a single exon. The coding region runs from base 1 to 888 and encodes 295 amino acids. The record is from RefSeq and is a predicted model, not a curated record.
AUGGCGGCAUCUCCAAUGCCGGCGGCACUCACGACAUCCGAAGAAUCUCCCUCGGACGAGCCAUUCUCGCCCCAACAACCAGAUAUACCCACGUCUAACGUGAGACAGAUCUUCGAGGAGCCCAACAGCCGGCCGCCGACUCCUGAGAAUAGCUUCCCGGAGAGAGAACCGGCCGAGCGUGCGCAGGAGGGCCUGGCGCUCCUCCAGGCCAUCGGGCUCGGCGGAAAGCCCAAGCCGGCUUUUUUCGCCAGCCGGUCCCACCAAGGCGAUUUCAAGUUGCCGUAUCCUCUUGACAACGAGGCCUUCACUACUAAAUAUGUCAGGCCACUGUUUGAGACUGGGGGAAGCCUCCGAGUCCAAGAAGCAGAAAUCCUGGCUGCCACCGUGAUCAAGCAGGUCGACAUCAUCGAUAGCGAGUGGUGCCACAUCGCCGACUGGGCCGAUCGCCAAGAAAAGGGUACCAUCUUCAAACCUUCCGAGAGAGUCAAUGAUGUGCCCGUAGAGGGGUGGGAUUUGCGCGAAGGCCCGGCGCCGCGGCCGGCAAUCCCACUCCAAAGAAACAGCAAAAAGACAAACGCCCCCAAACGUGGGCGUGUGCGGGCGCGCAGACCCGGCCCUAAAAAGUUGAAGAGUACGUUAGGCAGCUUCCGCAUGGCCCGAAGCGUGAACAAUGUGCUCGAGAUGGCGUACUCUGUUGGAGUCAAGACGACGCUCGGGAAGAUGGAUGACCGGAAGAACGAGUGCACCCACCUUCGCUAUCGCCGCGCGCUGGCGUUGGCGAGGGCGGACAAAUGGUUGUUGGAGGAGACAGAGGCCAGUAAUAUGCUGGCAACCCUACCGGCGUGCUCCGAGAAGGCAUCGGAUCAUCUUGGAAUUACCGACGAAUAA